This is a messenger RNA of Naegleria lovaniensis, 1383 nucleotides long. RefSeq lists its product as uncharacterized. Bases 1 to 1383 code for a protein of 460 amino acids. The transcript has a single exon. Lineage: Eukaryota; Heterolobosea; Eutetramitea; Acrasida; Naegleriidae. The record is from RefSeq and is a predicted model, not a curated record.
AUGUUAUCAUCAUGUACAGCCUCAGAAGAGAUGAAUUACUGCACGAGAGAUCUCUUUUUCAGCCAGGUCGAGGAUGAACUCUUUCUGAUGCACCAUUUCUUUCCAUUCGUGGAAGAUUUACGUGAAAUACGUUUCAUCUCACGAUCAUGGAAAAACAUUUUGGAUCGGAAUGAAUGCAAUAUUUAUAAGGAACGAAUUCAAAAGUUACAAAAUAGUUCGUUGGUAUCUACAUCUUCAUCAUGUAUGAAAGGAUUAUAUAUUAUUGCUCUCUCUUACUUUACCAACUUGAACUUGAAACUUGCUUUGAAAUUGAAAAAAAUUUAUUACUUUAUGAUAAAAUAUCAAGAAAAGUGGAAUUGUUUUUGUCAGUCAGGAUACAUGACCUUUUUCACGCUUCCAAAAAGUGAACUCUGUUCUGGCUUUCCACAAACAUUUGAAAAGUUUUCACACAGUGCGGCACCAGGAAGCAUGUUUGUAAAUCGAACACAAACAGGUCUGACCAUGUAUGCUAAAUACAUUCAAGAAGUAAUGGAUAAAAAAGAAAAGGGAAUUUCACAAAAGUAUUUCACAUUGCUACAAGAAGAGAAUUUGGAAAUGUCAUUCAAAUAUCAUUGUAAAAAGUGGAUGCAAAUUGUCAAGUUGUUGAAAUGGUCUGUUGGAUUGUCAAGCAUUCCUGUUUCAAAACGAGGGAAUAGCGAACCCCAUGAUGAGUUACAAGUAGGAGCAUCAAAAUUUGGAGGUUAUGCAGAGGUUCCAAAAACAUGGAUUGAAAAUAUGAGAGCAGAGCAGAUUGAGGACAGAGCACUUCUUGCUCAGAUUAGAUGUGAGGAUAUUUACAAGAUAUUACCAAAAUCAUAUACGAUGGAUUUUUGCUUUCCAAGCGAGGGCUGGAUAUAUGUGUUUGCCCCACUCCGAAACCAGUAUAAUUAUUCAGAAUAUGUGACCAAGUAUUACGGCGGAGAUGUUUCAACACUUGUACCUUACAUAUUAAGUAGUAGACGAUGGAGUAACAGUUACCCAAUUUCAUUUAAUAUACAAGUGAACUUACCUGACCAUCUUAACAUUUCAGGUCUUCCUUCACACUCCAUUUCAAGGUGGUUUGAUCAAGAAGAAGGAUCUGUAUUCAGUGCAUGCAUGGAAAUGCAACAAAAGAGAAAUUAUUUAUUUGGACAUGGUCCUUCUUUGUGUUGGAGUGAAAGAAAACUAAACUCUCCAUUAUUUCUUUGCAUGGGAGGUCAUGAGGAGAUUGUGUUUGGUGACGCUGACGUCUUGUGUGUUUGGGGUGAGCUCGCCAAGAAAUCGGAAGAGACGAUGAGUGAUCAUGCCAUUUCCAACACAUCACAAAUUUCCAUUGACAAGGUUGAAGUCCGUAUUUCUUGCUGA